AUGCCGCCGGCCGCCCAGCAGCUGGGCGGCGCGCUGCUGGAGCGCGUGCUCGCCACCCUCGAUGCCCGCGCCCUCGCCGCAGCAGAGGCGGCCUGCAAGGAGUGGCGCGGCGCCGUCCGGGCGGGCAGCCUGUGGCGGCGCUUCGCGCUCGCCGCGGCCGGAGGGAGCGGGGCCGGCGGCGCGGGCGGCGGCGGCGCCGCAUCAGACCCUUGGAAGUCUCAAUUUGUGGACAGCCGCGCGGCGGCGCGCUUCGACGCCGGCCGCGUCCGCUCCGCCGCGCAGCUCUCGGGCCACACGGCCGCGGUGACGGCCAUCAGAUCCGACGGCGCAGAUCUGGUGAUCACGGCCUCGGCCGACGGCACCGCGCGCGCCUGGGAUUUGAACGGCCCCGGCCGACAGCUGCACGCGCUGCGCCACGCGGCGCCCGUCGCGGCGGCGGCGGCGUUGUCUCCAGAGGUCGCGGUGACGGCGACGGCGGCGGCGGCGCACCUGUGGCGGCGCGGCGCGCGGGCGCGGUCGUUCCCUCUGCAAGCGCCGGUGAGCGGGCGGGGCCUCUCCUCUGGGCGGCGGUCCGGGCGGGCGCGGCGGCGGCCGGCGUUCUUUGGGACCACCGCCGCUGGCUAG
Molecule: messenger RNA, 624 nt
Organism: Monoraphidium neglectum
Lineage: Eukaryota; Viridiplantae; Chlorophyta; Chlorophyceae; Sphaeropleales; Selenastraceae
Exons: 3
Coding region: 1-624 (207 amino acids)
Molecular function (GO): protein binding
Source: RefSeq, a predicted model, not a curated record